Molecule: messenger RNA, 2659 nt
Organism: Filobasidium floriforme
Lineage: Eukaryota; Fungi; Basidiomycota; Tremellomycetes; Filobasidiales; Filobasidiaceae
Product: muts domain V-domain-containing protein
Exons: 33
Coding region: 1-2571 (856 amino acids)
Biological process (GO): mismatch repair; reciprocal meiotic recombination
Cellular component (GO): nucleus
Molecular function (GO): ATP-dependent DNA damage sensor activity; ATP binding; mismatched DNA binding
Source: RefSeq, a predicted model, not a curated record
AUGUCGUCCGCUCGAGCGGGCUCGGUCAGACCGAGUGCAGGCAUGGAAAAUAUGGGCGAGUGGAUCUGUGCUGUCUUUCAGUCAGGGGGUAUGGGACAAGAGAUCGGGAUUACCUCCUUUGACAGAACAUCUGGCACUCUCGUCGAUGGUCAAACUUUCCCAAGGACCCUACAUCACCUCUUCCUGCAUCCACCCGUCACCGUCCUAGUUCCCGACAACGCUCUCGCUUCCUCCCUCACAUCGCGCCCAGGAGCCCGAAACUACCGAUCCUCCAAUGUCGCUGCCAAAGAUGAACCUAGCCUUCUCGUACAAUGUAUUGAAGCAAAGACGGGUAUCCAAUGUCAAGCUGUUCCCAGAGCGCAUUGGAACCGCGAUGAAGGAUUCACGAAGAUACAGGAGUACAUCGUCGAUGAUACUCAGAAGGCCGGAGUAUUUAUGACGGUUCAUUCCAAAUACUUUGCGGUCAGUGCAGCUUCCGCUCUGUACCACCACCUGUCUACAGUGCAGGGGAUCGGGUUCGCCCCCGGCAGUCAGAAGAUCAUAUACCAGGCAGCUGAAGGAACCAUGUUCAUCGACCCCGAUACGGCCAAGAAUCUAGAACUCGUCUGCAAUGCUAUCAGUCCGACCUCCAAAUCAAAUCUACUAGGCGUAAUGAAUAGAACCCAAACCAAGAUGGGAUACCGGGUUCUGAAAGCUUCGAUAUUGCAACCUUCAACUGUCCCUAAUAUCAUUGAAAAUCGUCUGGACGUCAUCGAAGAGCUAUUGCACAACGACGCAAUGCAUAACGGGCUGAAAACGGCUAUCAAAAGUAUCAGUGCAUUCGAUAUCGACAAUCUGCUUGCCCAGCUCUCGCGAAAAGUAUCGAGGGCGGACGCCAAAGCGGAUGAACAACGCCUGAGCCUUGUCCUAGCCUUGAGGUCUAUCACAAAGGCGAUCGAUCCUCUGACCGAAUCUCUCAAGGUCGCUAAGAGCGAUCUCUUGGUCAGUGCUAAGGAGAUGCUGUUGGAUCCGAGUACAAAAGAAAUUGAACGUUUGAUUGAUGAAAGCAUCAACGAGGAAGCCACGGCACAUCCUGGAAGAGCUCUCAACCAAAAGACGCUGAAGAUCUACGCAGUCCGAGCGAAUACAGAACCGAUGCUAGAUGUCGCUCGCGGCACAUACAAAGAGAACAUGGAAGAUAUACAUACGUUCAAGGAGGAGAUUACCGAGGAGUACAAGCUUCCAUUUGGACUUCAAUACGCAAGCGAUACGGGCUUCAAGCUGAGUAUCAAGGAGGAGGAGCUUAGCGGUCCACUCCCGAAGGGGUUCCGCCUGAUGUCGAAGAAGAACGGAAAAAUGUUUGUUACUCACGAACAUCUGCUCAAGCUCAACGCUCGUAUGAAGGAUUCGGAACGGGAAGCUUUCCUCAUGAGCGAAGAAAUCGUGAACAAACUGAUUGAUGACAUCGUGAACCAUAUUGCUUGCUUGUACUCGAUUUCCGAAGCCGUGGGCAAGUUGGACAUGCUGUUGAGUUUUGCAGACAUCUCUUUGUUUCAAAAAUACGUCCGCCCCAAAUUCUCGACUUCUCUCGCCAUCAAAGGUGGGAAGCACCCUAUUCUGGAUAAAAUGGCAAACUUUGACUGCGUUCCGAACGAUGUUUACCUAUCGCCUGGCUCCCAUUCAUUCCUUCUUAUCCAGGGAGCAAAUAUGGCUGGCAAAUCUACCUAUCUUCGUCAAGUCGCGUUACUCGUGAUCAUGGCCAUGUGUGGCUGCUAUGUCCCCGCUGAUUUUGCAAGUAUCAAGAUACAAGAUGCAGUGUUGACUCGGCUCUCCAAUGACGACUCGAUCGAAAGGUCCCUCUCGACCUUUGCGCAAGAGAUGGCCACCUCUGCGAUGAUUCUCGGUUUGGCCACAAAAGACUCUUUGAUCCUCAUCGAUGAAUUGGGAAGGGGCACCGCGCCUGUGGAAGGAGCAGGCAUAUGUCAGGCGAUCGCGGAAGAGCUGAUCCGUCGCAAGUCGUUCGUCCUGUUCGCUACCCAUUUCAGGGAAUUAGCGGAGACGCUCGGUCCCUUCCCAGGAGUCGACAUGUUGCAUCUUCAUAGCGAGGUGAAGAAACGGUCUGAUCGGAACCAGUUUGCAACAACCUAUUCGUACCGAGUCGUCAAGGGUGAAGAUACCAACGAUGGGCACUAUGGUCUUGAAUUGGCGAAAUUGGCGGCACUGCCUCAGGACAUGUUGGACGUCGCGGAAGAAGUCGCCUACAAGCUGGAAGAGGCGCAGAGAAAAGGUCAUGCUAGCUCCGAGAGCCGGUUCGCGGCUAUCAGAAGGAAAUUGCUGCUGAACCUCCAUGCCAAACUCAAGAAGGUCGUCGAGAUUUCCACCCUUCCCGACAAGGAAUUGAGGAUCUACCUGGAUAGUCUCCGACUCGAAACUCUGUCCGCGCUCAAGGAGGCUUACUUGCAACACCAUCGAGCCGAUGAAAAGGCCGAGGCGGAAAGUGAAGCGCAGAACCAGGACGACCAAGAGGGGGAAGAGGACGCUAAGCAGCAAGAUUCGGACAGCAUGGACACUUCUUCGGAUGAUGAGGAGUAGUAUCCGCAGUAGCAUAGAAGAAAAGCAGCGUUUGACCGGAAGCAUGUACGGCACAGCCAGCAAGAAUGUCGAAUGAAACAUGAAGAGC